Daucus carota subsp. sativus is the source of this 2381-nucleotide messenger RNA. RefSeq names its product zinc finger protein GAI-ASSOCIATED FACTOR 1. Gene Ontology annotation, cellular component: nucleus. The coding region runs from base 486 to 2021 and encodes 511 amino acids. Gene Ontology annotation, molecular function: DNA-binding transcription factor activity. The transcript has 4 exons. Lineage: Eukaryota; Viridiplantae; Streptophyta; Magnoliopsida; Apiales; Apiaceae. The record is from RefSeq and is a predicted model, not a curated record.
UUUCCCACUUUAUUUAUUGCUUAGCAGACAAAUUAGAAAAAGUUUAAUAUGAUGCUCUAAACCCAUCUCAUCCAUUUUUAGCUUCCACAUACAAUAAGCUUUCCUAUUCUAAUCUCCACUGUUUCAAAUCAGUACAGUACAUGUACAUAGAUUUUGAGCCUCAGGAUCUCUCUCAACAGCUCUCCUUUAUUACAGUGCUCACCGGAGAUCAUUUCCGGCUAAUCGGAAUUCAAGCCAGGCUUGAAGUUAAGAAAGAAGUGAUUUUGAGAUGUGGGUAUUCUUAAAUAUGGUGUUUCUUUAUCUGGGUUUUGGUCAGAAGUUGAUUAUAGAUAGCUGUUAGGUGGGGUCACAAAAAUUCAAGAUUGACUGGUGGAUGUAAGAUAAUAAAGCUUUGAAGUUGAAACCCUAGAUAUAUCUUUACCCCCAAUAAUUGUGCAACUUAAAUGCUGUAUACUUUUGUUUGGUAGCUUUCAAGAAUACUUGUCAUGCCUGAAAUUAUAGAUAGCUCUGCUGCCGUGAAUGAUACAACUGCUUCUGGUGAUGCUAGUGUAUUGUCUUCAGGUGAUCAAAUGCCUCCCCCGAAAGCCGAGAAGAAGAAGCGGAAUUUACCUGGAAUGCCUGAUCCUGAUGCAGAGGUUAUUGCUUUGUCACCAAAGACUUUGAUGGCUACAAAUCGGUUUGUCUGUGAAAUUUGUAAUAAAGGGUUUCAGCGUGAUCAGAAUUUGCAGCUUCACAGAAGGGGACAUAAUCUUCCAUGGAAGUUAAGGCAGAGGUCAAGUAAAGAGAUUCGUAAGCGAGUCUAUGUUUGUCCUGAGGAGUCAUGUAUUCAUCACGAUCCUUCUCGAGCAUUGGGUGAUCUUACGGGGAUAAAGAAGCAUUAUUUUAGGAAGCACGGUGAGAAGAAGUGGAAAUGUGAAAAAUGCUCGAAGAAGUAUGCUGUUCAAUCUGAUUGGAAAGCUCACUCGAAGAUUUGUGGAACCAGAGAGUAUAAAUGUGACUGUGGGACUUUGUUUUCUAGAAGAGAUAGUUUCAUCACGCACAGGGCAUUCUGCGAUGCUUUAGCUGUGGAGAGUGCUAAAGAACCAGUUGCACCUCCCAGCGUGGAAGAAGAACCUGAACCUCAAACUGUUGAUGCAUCACCACCAUCGCCGCUGCCGCCGCAGCAGCCGUCAUCCCCGCCUUCAGUUCCCACCUCAAGUGCUGCGACAUCUAUGGGUUUGCCUGAUCAAACUGCAGCUAUCGAUUCAGCACAGUUACAAGAAAAUCCUGUUUCGAAAUCAACACAGAUCUUAGAUGAUACACCGACAGUGGUUCAGGUGGCAAGCUUGACUGGAAGCUGUAGCAGUAUUAGCAGUUCAAGCAGCAAUGGGAGUACAAGAAGUACCGUUUUCGCCAGCUUGUUUGCUUCAUCUACAGCGUCUGGAAGUAUGCAGUCUCAAGCAACUGGAUUUACUGAUUUUAUUCAUGCUACGGCUCAAGCUGAUCCUAUGCAUGAUAUGGGACCAUCCUUAUCAAUAGAACCAACUUCCCUUAGCCUCGCGACCAAUCACGGGUCAUCCAUCUUUGGGACUGCAGGGCAAGAGUGUCGGCAGUAUGCCCUGCCACCACAACCAGCAAUGUCUGCAACUGCAUUACUGCAGAAAGCAGCUCAAAUGGGUGCAACCGCCACAAAUGCAUCCUUACUCAGGGGGCUUGGAGUUGUUUCUUCUUCAUCUUCCGCUGGGCAGCAACACUGGAAUGGACAACAAUUUGAGUCGGGGAGUGCAUCAUUGGCUGCAGGACUAGGACUUGGUCUGCCAUAUGAUGGAGGAUCAGGUUUAAAAGAAUUAAUGAUGGGAACUCCAUCUGUAUUUGAUCCGAAGUACACUACUCUUGAUCUACUGGGGUUGGGAAUGGCUGCUGGUGGUGGACCAACUGGUGAGCUAUCGGCUCUGAUGACAUCUAUUGGUGGUGGCCUUGAUGCAUCAACUUCAUUUGGAACUGCAGAAUAUUCAGGAGAAAAAUAUGGGAGGAGCUCCUGACAAAACUGAGAAUUGAUCAAAGUGGCAAAAUGCAUCAGUGAUUUGCACUUUGGAUCAUGAAAUAGCACAACUAGAUUUGGUAAGAUAUUUCAUUUCAUGAUAAUGCCUUGAAUCAAAGCGAGCACAGAGCCGGUUGAGUCAUUUUAAGUUCUUCACCGGGGGAUCAUGUUAUUGUAGAAGUUUAUUCCAAUUAGUUUUUCUUACUUUAUGUAACGUUGUGCCACUUGAUGCAGUUCUACUAUACAAAAUUGGUUGCGAGCUUUAGAUAUUACCAUAAACAUAAGCAAUACUUAUGUAUGAUCUGUAAUCUCUGUAUGCAAGUUCUUUCUGUAUAUACAAAAGUUCUGGUAUUGAUGACUA